AUGCCCACCAACGGGAUUAACAAGGCCUUGAAGUUGCAGUUUGGCCUCAUCAACUAUGAGAACCGCUACCUGACAGCAGAGGCCUUUGGUUACAAGGUGAACGCCUCAGGAAACAGCAUGAAGAAGAAGCAGAUCUGGACGCUGGAGCACGACGAGCACGACGGGCAAGUGGUGUUCCUGCGCAGCCACCUGGGACGCUACCUGGGCUCGGACAAGGACGGGAAGAUUUCAUGUGGGGCGGAAAAAACAGAGGCCGAGUGUAGGUUUGUCAUUGUGCCCCAGUCUGACGGUCGCUGGGCCCUACAGUCAGAGUCAUACCAGCGUUUUUUUGGAGGGUCGGCCGAUUAUCUCUCCUGCUUUGCUCAGGUCAUAGGGGAGCAGGAGCUGUGGGCAGUUCAUUUGGCACUUCACCCACAAGCCAGUUUGCUCAGUGUUGCACGCAAACGCUACGCCCAUCUGUCCGCCACAGAUGGGGAGAUCUCGGUGGACAGUAACAUCCCCUGGGGAGUGGACUCGCUGGUCACCUUGGUGUAUGCCGACGGCAAGUACAACCUAAAGACCUGCGACAGUCGCUUCCUCAGCAACGAUGGGAAACUGGUGAAGGAGAGCAGCAGCAGCACGAGCUUCACGCUGGAGCUCAAGUCGGGGAAACUGGCCUUCAAAGACUGUGAGGGGAAGUAUCUGAGUCCUGUGGGGCCCACCGGCACGCUCAAGUCCGGACGCUGCUCCAAACCGGGGAAAGAUGAGCUAUUUGACCUGGAGGAGAGUCACCCACAAGUAGUCUUUCAAGCUGCCAAUAAACGAUUUGUCUCAGUCAAACAAGGAGUGAGCAUUUCGGCCAAUCAGGAUGUGGAGACCGACUUGGAGACCUUUCAGAUGGAAAUCGACAAAGAGAGUAAAAAGGCCAUAUUCAGGACUAAUGGUGGAUCUUACUGGACCCUGGUGACUCACGGAGAGAUCCAGUCCACUGCCACUGAAACAGAAGUAAACACUAUGUUCGACAUCGAGUGGAGAGGUCAGAGAGUGGCCCUGAAAGCCAGCAACGGGAAAUACAUCUGCACCAAGAAGAACGGGCAGCUGUCUGCAGUCAGCGACUCUGUUGGUGAUGAUGAGUUGUUUCUGAUGAAGCUCAUAAACCGGCCCAUCCUCAUCCUCCGUGGAGAGAAUGGCUUUGUGUGUCACCACAAGAACUCCAACACACUAGAUGCAAAUCGAUCUGUGUACGACAUAUUUUCAUUGAUUUUCAGCGAUGGAGCGUACCACAUAAAAAGUGCAACUGGGAAAUACUGGAACGUGUCCAGUAACGGCCUGGUGGCUUCAGACGGAGACAAUCCUGAGGAGUUUUUCUUGGAGUUUGUAGAACACGGACGAGCCGCCAUCAAAUGCAGCAACGGGAAAUACCUGCGUGGAGACCAGGGCGGUACUCUGAUGGGUGACGGUGCUAACGUAGAUGCUAUGUCCAUGUGGGAGUACUGA
Messenger RNA from Knipowitschia caucasica, 1476 nucleotides. The record is from the annotation of a GenBank genome assembly. NCBI's taxonomy places the organism in Eukaryota, Metazoa, Chordata, Actinopteri, Gobiiformes, Gobiidae.